AUGAACAAACAUGUCAUAUACGAAGCGCAUGAACCAACCGGGCCCUCCGAGUUAAUGAGACGUUUGACGUCUACCAUUACCGCUAUCGUCAGACAAAAUCCUCAAUUGGACGUCGAAACCAUCGAGGAUACUCCAUUUUGGGAGACCGCUGGUAUAUUGCUCUCUGAACAACGUGUUAUGCGAGUUGACGCGCCUGCUACUAAUUCCGUUUCCCACCGUUGGGUUUUCCUUGCCCGGGAACACCCCGACGGGCUCGAGCACACUCUACAGGUGCUUGCAGGACAUCCUGCUCUUUUAAAUCACUACCUUUUCGCAAAAUAUAUUGCAGUGUUCAAAUUUGAGGAAUCAAAAAUCCUUUUCCGGUCUUUUCACGGCUGCCGUAGCCCAUUCUUCUUAGGAAGGAGCGAUAUCCGCCCGGUAGACCUAAAAACAGUAGUUGGGAGUCAAUUCAUUGAAGGUGACAAGAGUCGCGCUUUCCGUGGCGUGGUGAAUGAAUUAGCUAAACAGCUUACAGAGUAA
Messenger RNA from Histoplasma capsulatum G186AR, 519 nucleotides. RefSeq lists its product as uncharacterized. The transcript has a single exon. NCBI's taxonomy places the organism in Eukaryota, Fungi, Ascomycota, Eurotiomycetes, Onygenales, Ajellomycetaceae. The record is from RefSeq and is a predicted model, not a curated record. The coding region runs from base 1 to 519 and encodes 172 amino acids.